AUGUUUCCAUACAAUAAAACAUCUGUUAAUUCGAAUAUAAAACUAUCACGAUGUGAUAGGGUAAAACUUGAAUCAAAUUAUCAGCAGGAAAAUGGAUUAUUACUUAAACAAAUAUCAAAUACAUGUGUAAAAUAUAAUUUGAAAACUCCAUUAGUAAAAAAACAUUUCUUAUAUAGUCCUAAACAUAAAUCAUUAUAUUGUUGGAUCAGGAAGGUUGCAUCUACUAGUUUUACAACAUUAUUCUCUAAUAUACAAGAACAUAGAAAUAUGAACUCUUUAACACCUCAUAGUUCAAAAGAGUUACAACAUUUGACUAAUGAUUCAAAUAUAUUUAAAUUAUUAGUUGUAAGACAUCCAUUUGAAAGGCUUGUUUCAUCAUAUAGAGAUCGAAUAGAAGAUAAUACAAAAUAUACUGAUCAAGCUUGGAUAUAUACCAAAAAAAUAUAUCAUUUUACAAGACCAAAUUUAUUUCGUUCUAAUAAAACAACUGGUAGUUUCUUCCAAAAAAUAUUUACACGUGAUAAAAGAUUACAAAUAGUACCUACAUUUAAAGAAUUUAUAGAAUGGCUAUUACAGGAAUCGCCUGAACAUGAUGAUGUACAUUGGAAUCAAUAUUAUACCCAUUGUGCUCUUUGUAAUAUAAAUUAUAGUUUUAUUUUAAAAUUAGAUCACUAUACUUUUGAUCAGAUUAAUUACAUUUUUUCCAAAUUUGGGAUAGAUAAAAACAACAUGGAUUUACCAAAUUUGGAACAAAGUAAAGGAGGAUGUACUGAUUUCAAACUGACUUGUAAAUAUUUUCAAAAUUUGACACAUAACACUAUUCUAAAAUUACAUGAAAGAUAUAAAAUAGAUUUUGAAAUGUAUAAUUAUGAUUUGGAUAAGUACUUGCUAUGUUAAUUAGAAAUUACUAAGAUAUAAGAAUCAAAAUAUGCAAAAAAUAUUUAUUUCUUAUACAUUUUUUUAAUUAUGAAUACAAGAAUCAUUCUACAUUUUACGAUGCAAAUACAAAA
Molecule: messenger RNA, 1010 nt
Organism: Vespula vulgaris
Lineage: Eukaryota; Metazoa; Arthropoda; Insecta; Hymenoptera; Vespidae
Product: carbohydrate sulfotransferase 11-like
Exons: 5
Coding region: 1-897 (298 amino acids)
Biological process (GO): carbohydrate biosynthetic process
Cellular component (GO): membrane
Molecular function (GO): sulfotransferase activity
Source: RefSeq, a predicted model, not a curated record